AUGACGACAGAAAACGGCAACGACCUCUCGGGAAUCUCUGCAAGUGGAGAGCGGACGCUGCGAGGCCACACACCCUCUCUCUCGUCUACGGGACAUGGUGUCUUGAUCAGUGGAUCUGUAGCUGCUGCUGCUGCUCAAGCCGUUUUCUUCAAAAGAAAACCCAAGACAAGGGCAGAGGGGGGAGGGGAAGAGCACGCCAAUGAAGAGGCUGCGAACACCGCGCGAAAAAGCUAG
Molecule: messenger RNA, 234 nt
Organism: Akanthomyces muscarius
Lineage: Eukaryota; Fungi; Ascomycota; Sordariomycetes; Hypocreales; Cordycipitaceae
Exons: 2
Coding region: 1-234 (77 amino acids)
Source: RefSeq, a predicted model, not a curated record